Molecule: messenger RNA, 600 nt
Organism: Trichomonas vaginalis G3
Lineage: Eukaryota; Parabasalia; Trichomonadida; Trichomonadidae
Product: histone, subunit A domain-containing protein
Exons: 1
Coding region: 1-600 (199 amino acids)
Biological process (GO): transcription initiation at RNA polymerase II promoter
Cellular component (GO): transcription factor TFIID complex
Molecular function (GO): protein heterodimerization activity
Source: RefSeq, a predicted model, not a curated record
AUGGAUGAGCUUACUCGCAGAUUUUUAAAGAGUUUCAUGGUCAAAAUCGUACCAUCCGAGAAAAGUCAAAACAAAAAAGAUUCAAUUGAUACAAUUUCAGAAACAGUUCUUGAUAUUUUCGUUGAUGCAACAUUUUAUUAUAUGAAGUGCAUUACUAAGCAGGCUACAAAUGUUGCUGAACAUGCAGGAAGAACAGAAGUUCAUGCUGGAGACGUUUUUGAUGCAUUAUGGAACUACCACGAAAAUGUUGAAUCUCUUUGUCAAUUUAUUGUCGAUUUCCCUAAGGUAGAUACAAUCCAGGUUAGUCCUUAUCCGAUUGAAUUGUCUGAAACGGUAACUCCAGGUGAUUAUCCAUAUAGAGCGGAUGCAAUCGUAGAAUUUGCUGGAGAGAACCAAAAUAAAUUACCACCUCAUGUUCCUCAAUUCUUACCCGCAAUUGCUGAAAGUAAUUUCGACGACAUUACAGAAUUCAACGAUCCGUCCAUUGAAGUCACGAAUGAGACUUUUCUGGCUAAGAUUAACGUCGGAAACUGUCCACUUGUUGAUACGAUUAUUCAAAGCCUGAUGGCAAAAAUCGAACAAGAACAAGAUGCUCAAUAA